Mauremys mutica (yellowpond turtle) is the source of this 1301-nucleotide messenger RNA. Its product is annotated as interferon-inducible GTPase 5-like. Lineage: Eukaryota; Metazoa; Chordata; Testudines; Geoemydidae. The record is from RefSeq and is a predicted model, not a curated record. The transcript has 2 exons. The coding region runs from base 61 to 900 and encodes 279 amino acids. Gene Ontology annotation, molecular function: GTP binding. Gene Ontology annotation, cellular component: membrane.
GACUCGAACUCACAGCCCGAUGGAGAGGUUACCACCAGAUGCCCUGGAGGCUCUCGAGUCAUGAGACCAGGUUCUCAUGGUGACACACAGUCUUCCAGCUCCUUGGACUGGCAGCCAGUUCAGGAGCAUGAACAACAGGGAAGAGCUGCUACAGAUGUGGUUUGGGGAGAUUUCGACCUGCUCUCUGAAGGAGAAAUUGCAGAACUGAAAGCUGCUGUUGCAACAAAUACCCCGCCGGGGCUGGCUUCUGCGCUGCAAGAGGUCAGUGAGGCAGUCAAGAAUGAAGUGCUCAAAGUUGCUGUAGUCGGAGAGACGGGAUCUGGAAAGUCAUCUUUUGUCAAUGCCACCCGGGGUCUGAAAGAACAUGAUGCAGAUGCUGCUGAGACUGGGGUGCUGGGAGAAAUGAUGGUGGAGCCUCAGGCUUAUGCAUAUCCCGAACACCCCAACGUGACACUAUGGGACCUGCCAGGGAUCGGGACAAUGAACUGUCCCUUAGAUACUUUCCUUGGGCAGCGUCAGGUCAGCCAUUAUGACUUGUUCAUUAUCAUCUCCCAUGAGCGCUUCACGCACACCGACGCCAGACUUGUGGAGGAGAUUCGAUCGCUGGAGAAGAUGUUUUACUUUGUCCGUUCCAAAGUGGACUUGGACGUGGCGUCUGCACGGAGAAGAAACGGCCGUGAGGAGAGCGCCCUGCAGACGAUCAGAGAGGACUGUACAUCGCACCUGGGAGGAGAAACCGACGUUUUCCUUAUAUCCAGCUGGGCCCCUGACAAGUUUGAUUUCCCCCGCCUGCAGCGAACGUUAGCCGAGGAAUUCCGCCGUCACAGGGCGAGUGCUUUGCAGUGGGCUCUCUCAAAGAGCUCCUUACCCAUUUUGCGAAAGAUAAAAGUGCCAUUAUAGGAGGCAGAGCAGAUAUGGGGCCAAACUCUCUAUUUGGGUAGCUCCAAUUUACGCCACCAGAUUAUUUGGCCCAUGUCCUAUUUUUGUGUCCCUCUGCCAGCAAAGCCAGGAACCUGCGAUUUAUUAACAGUUCCACUGGCCAGGGAGUCACAGUUCUUUCCCCGCUCCCCUGGUGCUCUGGGUGGGGUUGGUGUGAUGGUUUGGGGAGCUGUGUCCAGACUUUCUGAACUCUGGGUGAUGCAUGAAAUUGUAUCACCCUGUCGUAGAAAGCCGGAUCCACCUCCACCGACAGUGCACGCAGCUGGCACACACCGGGAAGGCACUAGACAUUCAGCCAUGGCACUUUGACCACACUCGCUCUGCUAGAGAGCUGCAGCCUACGGGAGCAAAAACAGUUUGAU